UAUCCUGCGCGCCGUCUGUCAGUCUGAGCUCUGGGUGCUGCGGUGCGGUGGCCGUCGAUGAGCUGUGAGCGGGCAGUCGGUGGCGGAGCGGGAGCCCGAUGGGAGGAGGGUCGGUGCGGGUGAGGCGGCUGAUGAUGGUGCUGAGGAAGCUGCUCAAGUGUUCGCUGCGGGACUACGGUCUCUGCCUGGCCUCGGUGCUGCUGCUGAGCCUGGCCUCGCUCUGCUACCAGCUCAACGGCGGCGCCCCGGCCCUGCUCCUGGAGCUCCGCAAGUACUUGGGCAAUUCCUCUUUUCUGGAUGGGUAUCAUCAUCAACCCCUCAAGGUUGUGCCUUUCCCCAGCCAGCUGGUUUACAACAGAGUCGGAAAAUGCGGAAGCCGGACCGUGGUGCAGCUGCUGAGGGUUCUAGCAGAGAGAAACCAUUUCAGCCUUAUAAAUUCAGACAUUCACAACAAAACCAGGCUAAAUAAAAAUGAGCAGAUGGAAUUAAUAAACAAUAUCAGCAUUGGAGAACAACCUUACUUGUAUACACGACAUGUCCAUUUCCUCAACUUUACAAGGUUUGGUUUGGAGCAGCCUGUACAUAUCAACAUAAUCAGGGAUCCAAUUAAUCGGUUUGUGUCAAACUAUUUCUUCCGACGUUUUGGGGAUUGGCGAUCUGAACAAAAUCAUCAAAUCCGAACACCAGGGAUGAAAGAUGAAGAACGAUACAUGGACAUCAAUGACUGCAUUUUAGAAAAUUAUCCUGAAUGCAACAAUCCUAGGGUAUUCUACAUUAUCCCAUAUUUUUGUGGGCAGCAUCCCAAGUGCAGGGAUCCAGGGGAAUGGGCUCUGCAGAGAGCCAAAGAGAACAUGAAUGAGAAUUACCUGCUUGUAGGAAUUCUAGAAGAGCUGGAAGAUGUACUGCUUUUACUGGAGCGACUAUUACCUCAUUACUUCAAGGAUGCCAGCGCUAUUUAUCACAGCGCAGAGUACAGAAAACUUGGAAAUGGGACAAUCACUGUGAAGAAACAAAAACCAUCCCCAGAAGCACUGAAAGUGCUGUUCCAACGAAUGCGGUAUGAAUAUGACUUUUAUAACUAUGUCAAGAAUCAGUUCCAUUUAUUGAAACGGAAAUUCGGCCUGAAGACUCGAGGGAAAGCUCCAUCUAGAGAGUACAUAACUCCAUCCCAAGUGGUAGGACCUGACCAUAUACAUGAUGAUGAUGACGACACAUGGUUGAAAAACAUUUAUGGAUGAUUACAACUAGCUACUUUUUGGGGGCUUCAGUGUGUCCUUUGUAUUGGACAUUUCACAAGGAACUGCAAUUUGGUCAGGAGAAGCUGCAGUGCUGGUCUGUUCUGGAGAUUAGAUUAAAACAUUCACAAUUGCAGUCAGUCUUUGCCAGGCAGAUGUAUGUAACUUACACUUUUCAUGCUAUUGCAUGAUUUUAUUUUUUUUUCUAAAGUUUCUUUACCAACUGCUGUACCAGCAGGUAAGACACUUUUUAACGACUAUAUCUGCAUUUUAAAAUAUAUAUUGAAGGAUUUAUUUAGUUACAUUUAAAAUAAUGCAAAGAAGAUAAUAUUGCAUUCUGAGAAAGCUACUAAUCCAGUUAGAUACUAGCUCAUUUUCCUAAACUUUUGGAUCUUCAAACGGAAGAUAGUAUCCAAGGAAAUAAAAUUGGACUGGGGCAUUUUGUAGUCUUUGCAGGACUGUAUUCACAUUUGUGAUUUGCCAGAAAAUAAAUGAUUUGAAAGCACUACACAGCUGUAAGAUUGACAAAAUGUAAGAUUAUUUGUUGGUUAUAUUUUCAUUUUUCUCAAACUUUGUCAACCGAAAAGUCUAAUUAACAGUACAUACAAUAUACAAAGCAGAAACAGAUUAUUUGGCCCAUCCAGUGUUCAU
Pristis pectinata (smalltooth sawfish) is the source of this 1886-nucleotide messenger RNA. RefSeq names its product uronyl 2-sulfotransferase a (gene usta). NCBI's taxonomy places the organism in Eukaryota, Metazoa, Chordata, Chondrichthyes, Rhinopristiformes, Pristidae. Bases 99 to 1238 code for a protein of 379 amino acids. The record is from RefSeq and is a predicted model, not a curated record. Gene Ontology annotation, cellular component: membrane. The transcript has 8 exons. Gene Ontology annotation, molecular function: sulfotransferase activity.